ACGCGGCACAGCUGACAGUGUAAACAAAGAUGGCGACCGUCUACCUCGGCCUGCGCUUGCACUCGUCCAAACUCGAGAAAAUUACGCUGAAUAAUGUCAGUCUCAGCGAUACAGUCGACAGUAUCAAGCAGACAGCAGCUAGCAAGGGCAAGACGUCGGCGGAUAAAAUCGAACUAGUCCACUGUGGUGUCAUUCUGAAUGGAUCGGAGACGCUGGAAGAAGCAGGAAUCACCUCGGGUGCUAUGAUUCACUGUCUUCCCAAAAAAGAGGAUCCUGUAACUGUGGCCGUCCCAUUAAGCCUCCCUGAAGUGCAGACAUUACUGGUGUCUCUGAGAAAUGUUGCCGCUCACCCAAAUUUCCGUGCUUUUAUACAAAAACUGCGAACCCCAGAGAUGGUGGAGAAGGUGCUCUCAUCGUGUCCGAUUGCUCGGAGUGAUCCAUCAGCUCUCUCCAUGCUUCAAGACCCUGAGCUGUUUAUGGGACUCACUAAUCCAGAUAACUUAAGCAAGGUCGUAGAUAGUAAUCCUGCAGUGGGAAGGGUGGCAGAGUAUGUGACAUCCCUCAUGACGUCGGACACCACUUCACCUCGACGGUCACAUCAUGUCUCGUACUCCAUGGAUGCUCUCUCUGAUGACGAAGAAAUGGAUGCUGAGCAGUCAGGAGACUCAGCAGGUGGCAGUCGCAACAGUGGGUCAGUGCCCUUCCAGCCUAUUACACCAGCUCAGUUAGCAGCAGCUCUAGCCAGUGCUACAGGAAGCAGCAGUGGCAACAAUGGAAGUAAUACCCGCCUACCCACUAGUGCCCCACGCAGUAUCCCUACCACCCCUUCCGCUGCCACAACCACUCCUUUCAAUACCCCUGCACCAUCUGCAGGUGCCUCCGCAGGCCCAGGCCCCAUCACCCACGAGAUGUUCAGCACCGCCCUUCAGAAUGCGCUGGCAGCUUCAGCGUCCAGGGUGAGGGAUGGAGAGGUUGAGAGAGGAAGCCGUAGGCACAGUAGAGAGGGUGUCGGGAUUUUCUGUGAGAUUGUGUGUUCAGUGAAGGGAUGAGUGGGGUCUGUGUGGUGUCUGUUUUGUUUGUUUGUUGCAUGUCUGUUUCAAUGUGUAUGUGAAUGAUGAGUGUGUGUAAUGACAAGUUAUUAUGAUGUUAUCAUAAUAGGAAUGCUUGAAGGUAUUUUUUUUCUUGGAUAGAGUUUUAUUUUCUGUUUACUGUAUAUAUAUA
This is a messenger RNA of Penaeus monodon (black tiger shrimp), 1221 nucleotides long. RefSeq lists its product as uncharacterized. Bases 30 to 1049 code for a protein of 339 amino acids. The transcript is spliced from 7 exons. Gene Ontology annotation, biological process: ubiquitin-dependent protein catabolic process. The record is from RefSeq and is a predicted model, not a curated record. Gene Ontology annotation, molecular function: polyubiquitin modification-dependent protein binding. NCBI's taxonomy places the organism in Eukaryota, Metazoa, Arthropoda, Malacostraca, Decapoda, Penaeidae. Gene Ontology annotation, cellular component: cytosol.